Priapulus caudatus is the source of this 310-nucleotide messenger RNA. RefSeq names its product triosephosphate isomerase-like. Gene Ontology annotation, cellular component: cytosol. Gene Ontology annotation, biological process: glycolytic process; glyceraldehyde-3-phosphate biosynthetic process; glycerol catabolic process. The annotation marks the transcript as partial. The record is from RefSeq and is a predicted model, not a curated record. The transcript has a single exon. NCBI's taxonomy places the organism in Eukaryota, Metazoa, Priapulida, Priapulimorpha, Priapulimorphida, Priapulidae. Gene Ontology annotation, molecular function: triose-phosphate isomerase activity.
AUGCGGCAGGCGAUGGUUGCUGGUAACUGGAAGAUGAAUGGUUCCAGAGCGAGUGUUAAAGAAUUAGUUGAUGGUAUCAAUGCUGGCUUAGGUGGUGUAAACGCCGAAGUCGUUGUUUGUCCUCCUUUUGUUUAUAUCCCUUAUGUAGUCGGUGCUACGAGUGAAUCAGCGAUAAAUGUUGGCGCGCAAAGCAUGUGUGAUCAGGAUAGCGGUGCCUUCACUGGUGAAGUUUCAGGCCCGAUGCUGAAAGAUAUUGGCUGUGAUUACGUUAUCAUCGGUCACUCUGAACGCCGUGCGAUGUAUGGCGAGA